Molecule: messenger RNA, 6450 nt
Organism: Parnassius mnemosyne (clouded apollo)
Lineage: Eukaryota; Metazoa; Arthropoda; Insecta; Lepidoptera; Papilionidae
Source: the annotation of a GenBank genome assembly
GACGUCGUAAAAGUGCAUCUAGGUCGGUCGGCGUAGCGGCGCGGCGUCGGGUUAGUGCGACGCGCUCCGUCGCUAGACUUGGGGCAGGUCGGAGCACCGGGUUGCAUGAUGCGCUGCGCCCGGCCGCGGCGGCUCCCGCGCUGACCGCCAGCGGCACAGCACUGGCAGGCCGGCGGCGGGCGACAUGAGAGCGGAGCGACGGCUCUGGCCUCUCGUCCCUCUGCUGACGCUCCGCAUCCUCCUCGAGUACCUCAAGUCGCUCGACAUCGCACCCAUAUGCUCUUUACCGAGUAAAAGAGUUUAAAUCUCCGAACACAUUUGUUUAUCCGGAACAGUAAACAUAAAACACUCAAUCAAUGUUUCUAUCAAGAAUACGCAAAAUCCUCGUACACAUGAUCACAAUAGACAAAAAGAAAAAGCUGAAUUAACCAACUCCACUAAAAUGAGACUGUCAACAAGCGAAGAAGUUCCCAGUACGACGGUGGGUGGUCGUGCGGGAAGUCCAGGCGAAACAAACGCAACAGCCGCCAUAGCAGUAGCUGGAGCGGGUGCCUACGAUGUGACGCGUAUGCGUGAAGAGGAGUUUGAGAGGCUCACAGUAUAUAUAGUACCCGAUGUACCGUGCGAACGAGGGACACCCAACAGAGCUGAAAAAACCCUCCCACGAAGCCUGGCUCUGAGGCCCUCCGUAGUACUAUCAACGCCUAAUACACCGACAGAAGGAGUCUGGAGCACCGGAGUAAUUCCACGCGGAACACGUUUUGGGCCAUUUGAAGGUACAAGAACACCAAACAAACCAAAUGACAAAGUUUCCUGGCGAUAUUAUUGGAGGGUACAGGAAACUGUCAGACAUCAUACUUAUGGAAAUAUUAAGAUAUUUAAGGACAGUGAUUACUAUUACCUGGAUGGAUCAGACACGAGUGUAGCCAACUGGAUGCGUUACGUAGCUUCAGCUUAUUCACUUUCUGUAAUGAAUCUCGUCGCUUGCCAGCAUCAAGAACACAUAUACUUUUACACCAUCAGAGACAUUAUGCCGAAUGAAGAACUUAUGGUCUGGUAUUGUAAGGACUUUGCUACCAGGUUAGGAUAUGACAUUGAUCCUGAAAGAGCUACUUAUUCUAUUUGCAAGGAAGAAACAAUAAAAAAAGCUUAUGGCUUGCCUCCUGCACCAGUACACCCAGAGAUAGCAUUUAAUCACAUGAAAUAUGUAUUUGGUUUAACAAACGCUAAAGAACUUUUAGAAACUGAUGUUCCAAGUCGUAGAAGAAAACGUGAAUCUAUUGAAAAGCCGAUACACGACAAUUUUAUAACACGUGAAGAUCCCCGAAUUGCGAAUAAAAAUGACAGGACAAUUAUAAGAACCGACGUAUCAGCAAAUAUUAUCCAUCAUAAAUCAGAUAAUCAAAUUGCCAACGAUCACAUACCAUUGUCACCUAAUGGUCUUAUGCAACCACCCUCACCUGUUAAAUUACAUCAUAGGGAUAAUCAAACAUUGAUUAUUCAUCAACAUAAAGAAAGUACAUCUCAUGUGGUAAUACAUCAACUUGAAAACCCUAGACUACAUGGCAAUCGAUCUCCCGCUCAAAAUCUACAUUUAAGAGACAUGCGAGGGCCUUCUCCAAUGUCACAAAAUCACCAGGAAAAGCUUGGCAGUAAAUCACCAGGUUUAACGCAUUGUACUACCCAACACUAUGAACAUCAGUUGACUCCUAAUGAUGGAUCAGUUAGAUCAGACGAAGGAUACCAUAGCAAUGGAUAUCAUGAUGAAUUUACGCCACCUGAGGAUUCCAGUGAUUCAGACAUAGAAAACUAUGUAUUAGAUUGUUCAAAUAAAACAAACGAGCCCAAGGAAACUGUUAUAGUUCAAAAAAUGGAUCAAGAUAUGCACAGAAAUGAAUACAGAAAAGUUAAAAUAAAAAUGCCCAGAGCAUACCAGUAUCAGAACCAUAAAGAUAUGGACUGUGAAAGUGAAAAGGAGUUGAUUAUUGCAGAAGAGGUGGAGAAUACUUCACCACAAAAUUUAUCACCACCCAGACGUGACCCGGCUACAUCAACUGUAAUAGUGCUAGAGUCAUCUCAAAAUACUGUUGUACCUUUAAAUAAGCCAUAUUAUGAAGAUGGUACUAUUUCGCCUACACCGCAACCAGCCUUCAUGCGUUAUUCGCCGCCAGAUACACGAAUCUUGGAAAAAAUAUUAACUGGAAAUAGGAUCGAUACCAAUAACAAUGACCCUAACCGUCGGCAACCCAAUGCGACACCUCCGCCUUCAUCUCCUACUGAAAUGGCUUAUUCUUACAAAAAGAGUCAAAGGUAUGGCAAUGCCUGCAGUCCAGAUUCUAGUUCUAAUUUAACACCCUUGCCAUCAUUGUUGCCAUUACCACAACAACUGCCUACACCAAAUGCAACAUCAGUUUAUUCCUCAUCCCCACCACAUACAAUACCACAUACAACGGAAAUUCGUGAAAUACGAGAAAUACGGGAGAUAAGGGAAACGCGAUAUGAGAGUCAUUAUCCUAAUUAUUCAUAUAGUUUAUAUUCACCACCAAACUCUACAAUUAUCACGCAAUUAGGAUCGCCAUCUAGCACAUAUUCACCAACUGUGUCUUCCACGCAUCAGUAUGAAAGAUCACAAAGUGCUCAAAGUAAUCAUCACUACCCUUCCUCAACAAGUGUUAUAACACUUAAGAAUUGCUCACAACUAAGCUUAAUUCAGAAUUCAAAUGUGAAUGGUCAACAUGUACCACAACAUGGAAGUAUGAGCCCAGAUGGUUCAUGUGGUCUAAUGGUUGCUCCAAUGAGUCCCAAUUCACAAUCUUCUCGCGGAUAUAGAAGUCUUCCAUAUCCAUUAAAGAAAAAAGAUGGAAAAAUGCACUAUGAAUGCAAUGUUUGUUGUAAAACUUUUGGCCAGCUCUCAAAUCUAAAAGUUCAUCUAAGAACUCAUUCCGGUGAACGACCAUUUAAAUGCAAUGUGUGCAAUAAAUCCUUCACACAACUAGCGCACUUACAAAAACAUCACCUUGUGCAUACAGGGGAAAAACCACACCAGUGUGACAUUUGCAAGAAAAGGUUCUCCUCCACUUCCAACUUAAAGACACAUCUAAGACUUCAUUCGGGUCAAAAGCCGUAUGCCUGUGAUCUGUGUAUGCAAAAAUUCACACAAUUUGUUCAUUUGAAACUUCACAAACGGUUACACACCAACGACAGACCCUAUGUUUGCCAAGGUUGUGACAAGAAAUAUAUAAGCGCAUCUGGUCUCCGGACACAUUGGAAAACUACUAGCUGUAAACCUAAUAACAUAGAAGAAGUUUUGGCUAUAACCAACGCUGCUAACACUGAAUGUAUUGGUACCGUCGAUAAAGACUGCCACGAUAGAGAGGGGCACGAAGCUUACGAGGUACACUCGGCGUCGCAAGGAGGGCUAGUGGGAGCCAGUGGGGCAAGAACUUUGGCGCACGGUGAGGGCCUACUGGGUGCUCAUGCGCAUUCAACCACACCGCACUUAGCGGGCCCAGGGCCACUCUCCCCGACGCACGCACCGGUCUACCGCACAAUACAUGGACCACCGCCACCGUCCGAACAUGAGACACCACCUCAACACUACUCCACUGGAGGUGAAACGCGCCCCAGCGUCAUAGAGUCUAGCCAACCACUCAUCAUUGAGUGCACCUGAGCCACAUCUGUAUGUGAAAUAGUUGGACUUUUAAUACCCCGCCGUAUCAUGUGAUUUCAGUCUUGUGAUCAAUUGAUAGUAUUUUUUUAAAACUUUGAAAGAGACUAUCGUGUGACUGACAUUUCGUGUUGUCUCUAUUAGUGGCUAUGAGAUUAUGAUAUGAACAUUAAUUUGUAAAUUUGUAAAAACUAUAAUUAUAAGUAUGUUACGAUGUCAUUAAGUACUAAGUACUUACCUUAAAUUUCAUAAUUACUAGUAAGUAUAAUAAAAAAUCUCCUUAGACUUUUAAAUAGUUAGGUUUUCGCUGCCCUUUAUGUUAAUGCUCAAUUUUGUAUGUUAUAGUAAAUUUCUAUUGUAAAUAGAUUUUUUUUCUUAUAGAUAUUAUUUAAAUUUAUAGAAACUUUUGUACAUAUAGUAAAAUGUGCAUGUAAAUAAAAACUCGUUAAUAUCCCAUAAAACGGUAUUAAUACUGACGAAUGUUACUUCUAUUUAAUUUAACCUAAUAUAAUAAUGAUUCAUUUGUUGAUGUUUAUGCCAUCUUCAACAUUUUUAUCUCACCAAAGAACAGCCUAACAACUCUUCUUACUAUUUGGCGUUUGAAAAUUUCUACGCCUGUGUAAUUGAUUGAUAUAACUAUUAGAUUUUUGUUUGUAAGUGUGUUAGUACUUUUUGAAAAAUCAAAUAAAAGAUGACUCAAUCUCUAAUUAGUGGUAAGGUGCCAAAAGUGCAUUCGUAUAAAUUUUAAGUUAUCCUAUGGGAAAAGAAUUCAUGUAGUAUUUUAAAUUAUUGUUCCUAAUUAAUAAUUGGAGAGUAAGCGCAUAUGUGCUUCAAUUUAAUUCUAAUGUUAUUAAGAAUAGAAUCGAUAAAUUGUGUACAUUAUCCCUACGCUAGAACAAAUGGUGCUUCACAUCGUAGAGUAGUAAACGCUCGCGUCAUUGCCCUCGUGGACAGACGGACGGACAAUUACUACAGGUAAUGUUAAUACACCGACUUUACUAGUUACUAUAAUAUAAUUAAAAUUUCAAAUAAUUAUGAUUCUCCUACUCGAAAAGGCUGACAUAAAAUUCGUAAUGAAACGAUUGGCUAAUAUUAUUCUAAGUAUGGGUUUGCAUCACGUGUAUAAAAGUUGACGAAAAAUAUAUAACUGGACUUAACACAUUAAAGUUACCUAUACGUGGUGUAAAACCAAACAAUAGCUUUUUCUAUAUUUCUAUUGUAUCAAUAAGAGGUUUACACGCAAUUACUUAUAAAUUUACUGUAUAUUUUAUACCUACUUUUUACCGACAGAGAUUACAUUUUUGUAUUAACUUGAAACCAUUAAAAUUUUGAUGCUCUGAAAUCAUUUCAAUAAUAUGUAUGAAUGUUAUUUGUAUCAAGAAUGUUAUAAAGGAGCGAAGGUAAUGUCCUUGUAUAAAUAUGCACAUUACAUAAAUGUAUAAGUGUACUUUAUUGAUAUAUGUGUUACAUACAAUAAUGUAUAUAAAUAUAUCUGCUGUUUUAAUUUUUAUUCAAAACAUUGAAAAAUGACGAACGAAUAUUUCAAUAAUCUGAAGCUUGAGUUCGAAAAAAGGAAAAAUAUGUAUGUGUAAUUGCCCAGCUAUAAUGUUUACUGUUUGUGAUAUAUCAUAAAGUAACAGAUUUGACAUCAUUAACCAUUAAUAUUUAAAAAAAAUAUCCUUUAAGAAAAAUGGAGCGAAAUGCACUUUAUAAUGUUUUGAAAAAUAAUAACGGUUACAGUUCAAUUCAAAUAUAAAUGUAACUAUUAACGUAAUCUUGUUAUUAACUUCUCGCCAUUCCUUGUUCAUAGUUAUAUCUAUUUUUGUUGAAGUUUUAUAGACUCGUAUUUUUGUACAUUUAUGUUUUAUCUCAGUAUGAUAAAUUGUUCGAUAAAAAAGAAUAAUGUCAUAUAUUCUGUAUAUGUUAGUGUAAUGGAAUUGAUGUCGCACAAAUUCACCACUAAUGAAAUGUAAAAUCUAUUUGUAAAGAAAAAGAAUAUAAGCAGUAUUGCAUUUAUAAAGUAAACAUUGACUUAUAAUUACUUCGCAGAAAUUUACGCCAUCGAAGACAUUUAUAAAAUAAACAUUGAAUUAAAAUUACUCCGCAGAAAUUUACGCCAUGAAAGAUGAAAGUAAAACGUAUGGAUUAAAUACUUUUUAGAUGAAAGCAACGUUUCUUAUGUUAAUGCCCUAACUAUAUUUUUUUCAACUCAAACCAAAUACGUAUGAAAUCGUAUUAAAGCUUGUAGCGUUAUUUUAUACAUGAGACGUAAAUUAUAGGACAAUGUGCCAGAGCCAAUUUCUUCCAGCCGGAUUUAAAAAUUAUUUUACUGUAAAUAAUUAUAUGUUCAGCGGAGUAUGUUUCUGCACCUAUCAGUUUAUCUAUUGUUAUUUAUAUAUGUAUCUUUACACUAUUAUUUUACUAUGCAGGUAAAAUUUUGUAUCAGUCUUGUAUAAAAUGUUCUACCUAAAACUUAAAAGAUAGCUAUUUCAUACAUAUUUUAAUAAGUACAACUUAAUUAAUGGUACAGCAAUAUAAGCAAUAUUUUAUCUCCGCAUUUUAUCAAUAACUUCUACUACGAUUAAACAUAUGUAUCAAACGUGUAUACCUUAUAAUGAGGCAUCAAUAUACUCGUAAAUGUAUUAUACGCCUGGAUUACCUUUGUAUAAACUAUAAAGAUCUGUAAUUUUGUACACCUUGAUCGAUAAUUAAUUUACGUCACCAAAUCCAAUUAAAACAGGAGAAAAAUUUUAUAUUGUAGUUUCAAUAAAACUUUACACUCU